This is a messenger RNA of Geodia barretti, 4034 nucleotides long. NCBI's taxonomy places the organism in Eukaryota, Metazoa, Porifera, Demospongiae, Tetractinellida, Geodiidae. The record is from the annotation of a GenBank genome assembly.
GCCAUGCAAGACGACCCAGCCAAACAAGAUGUUCUUUGAGACAAAUAUUCGGUUCCAGAGUUUCACGGCACCUCUCCUGCUACUGGGCUGUUUCUCUCGCCACAUAACCCUCUUCCCUCCCUCGCUGAGCGAGGAGGACGGCGACAUAUCCUCCAGCCCCGGGUUCCAAUCCUUUGAGGCAGAGUUCAAGACCUGGCAACAGCCGGGAGAGAAACUGGACGAAAACUCGUUUGUCUUCUCGGCGGCCGAGGUGUUUCGGUUCCUGCGCGACAUGGCUCUGGAUAUCCCCAUGACUCAGUCUACGUCUCUACUCCAGGUGGGGUCUCAGAAGAGUGCGUUUAUGACGGUGCCGUCUCGCGUGACUGGCCACCUGGUGCACCCCGGAGCUGUCCUCUGCAUGGUGGACCUUCUCCCCAGUGUGCACAUGAAAACACAGACCAUGGCUGACGAGGAGGAGGAGGAGGAGGAAGAGGAAGAAGAAGAAGAUGGAGAAGAAGAAGGAGAGUUCUCCAGCUGCCAUGAAGGAGGACCACAAGUUGUACCGAACUGUAACUGUACCGUGGUCGUCAAUGGAGGGACCACUGUGGACCACCAGGAGACCAUACCGAACCAUCAGAACCACAGGGGGAAGGGGUCAGAUGUGGAAAUGUGUGAAACAUCGUCACUUGGCAGUUAUGGGGAGGAGAGUGAGACGGAUGAGGAGGAGUUGAGAGAAUCAAUGGGUGUGUCUCAGAGGAAGAUACUGGAGAGAAACUACUGCAAAAUGCCUCCCUGCGAGGCCAGGAAGUGGUGUGUGUUUCUCCAAGAGCGAGUGGUGACUGAGAUCUUCUCCAUGGCCAUGACCGAGAGAAACCAGCAGGCUCUCUGCCAGGUGAACCUACCCCAGCGUAUCCUCCAGCGAUGUGGCUCGGUCCUGGCUAACGAGGCACACCCUCUCCAUCAAGCUCUCGAGAGAACUUUCGAAAGACUCUCCUACCAGUCCCUCACUCCCUCCAACUUCAGGAGUUUUCUUCGUCUUGGAGACCCUCUCUCUUGUACCAUCAAUAACAUAUCAUUACAACAGCUGGAACAAGAGGCAACCCAGAUAGGCCUGAUCUGUAAUCAGGCCGACCCAUUAUCAAACGGGCCGGCCAAUCCGGAGACGCAUCAAGUCGAUCAGGAACCCAAUACCAGUUCCGAGGUUUCGAAAACCAGUUUUGAAAACAAGUCAGACGAUACUAUUCUCUCAAGUGGAACAAGUGAUAAAAUAGCAAAAGACAGUGAAGAAAGGGUUAAAACCACAGACGCCGGCGGCAAUCAUAAGAGGAAAUACGGGGGCUCCCUCUCGUUGGCUCGUAUCCAGAGCCUGGUGUCCAUGACGACGCCACGGGCCAGUAACAUAUCUAGUGUGUUGGGAAGUCCAAUGUUUAUAGAGAUUGACCAUUCCAUUGAUGGGUUUGGCUGCCUCUUUCUGCCCAGUGUCUUUCCGCAGCAGAUCAGCCAGUCUCAACAGAUCCAAGGAGUGGUCCAGUCCCCCAGUUCUCUGAGUGUCAGUACCUCGGGAGUUGGCUAUGGCUCUGAGAGACUGUUUCCUCCCAACAACGGCCUCACCUUCUCCUGCUGGUUCUAUGUAUCCAGUGUGUCAGCAAACGACGAGACGCCAUUUACUUUCCUCUCUCUCUCCCAAAACUUUCUGGGCCUGGACAACAAGACCAUCAGCAUCCCCUGCUUUAGGAUUCUCGCCAACUUUACCACUGAGUCCCUGACAGUCACUCUCCAACAGUCCAACAAAGAACAGAUGAGGGACUUCAUAACAGACGACAUGAAGACCGACAAAAUUGAGACCGUCUCAUUCAAUUGUCCUCAGCUUGGCCAUCUUCAGGUCUGGCAUCACGUCGUGGUUUCCAUGGCAAAGACGCUUCGACAGAAAUCGAAAGUCUCUCUCUUUAUGGAUGGCGUCCCGCUUGGUGUGCAAAAGAUGGUGUACCUGAGGCCGGCGUUUCCCCCGGAGACUGGAUUCCUCCCGUUCCCCAGUGAGACGACGCCCUACCUCGUGUCAGCCCACAUCGGGACUCACGUCACUCAGAGACACGUCUCAGACCUACUCAUCAGACUUGGCCCGAUAUACUUGUUUGACGAGCCGGUGGGACCGCAGACAGCCGGUGCCAUCCACAAGCUUGGCCCCUCCUACUUUGGCUCCUUCCAGGCCCCCGUCCUGGGAGACACCUCUCUCUCCUCUCUGCUGUCUCCCGGGGCAGUUGGUGAUCCUCUGCCUCCACUGAUACCUGAAGACAGAGUCGUGUUUGGAGUGUCAGCCUCUACUCCUACCACCAAGACCGUGGCUGAACUCAGCAAGACCUACUCUACCAUCGACACUGCCACCAUCGCUAGAGAGCUCCUCCUGGCAGAGAAUGACGACGCCACACCGGUCCAGCUACUCCACAACACCAGUUUCCACCUGUUUGGUCCGGCCCGCAGCCUCGGAGCUGUCAUGUGCGGCUACUCAGGUCUCAGAUCCUUCCAACCACAGCCGUUGCGAAACCUUCUCUCGUCAGUGGGCGGGACCUCCGUCAUGCUGGGCCUGGUAGCCAUGGCAACCUCUGUCGACGCCCUCUACGCCAGCAUGAAGGCGUUGGUGUGCAUCGUCGGGAACAACCAGACGGCCCUCAAGGAGAUGGAGAGGACCGGUGGCUUCCAGGUGCUGGGUAUGUUACUCCGGGGUAAGAGUCACCUCAUCAACGGAAACAUCCUCCAUCUCACCUUCACCCUCGUGGGCACCGUCGACUCCGAACACGAGAAUUCCUGCAUCCCCAACCCCAUCGCCUUCAGAGACCUACUAGCCGAUCUGACAGUAUGGAGUGGGACCAGUGAAGACAUUCAGAGAUCUCUACUCUCUCAUUUCUUUGACCUCAUCACCCACACCAGAACUCACUCCAGUAACACGCGACACGUGCUGGACAUGAAACUGGUGUCUCUCCUCCUGUUCCGUCUCCAUGACGAUCGACUCUCCCGGGCGACCACCAAGUCCAUCUGCAACGUCAUGAAUGCCAUAUUAGGAAGUAGCCCCACCCACGAAGAUCUACAAAGGGUGGUCAGCUGCUGGUGACCACGCUGUCUCACAGAGACAAGGGAGAUGAGAACAGCAUAGACACUACACCGACCUCUCCUCUCGCCCAUCCCUCCCUCUCCUCUCUUCCCGAGAAGCUCUCCUCGCGAUGAAAGAGGAGGAGGAGAGAGGGGGCCGGAGGAGGUGAGGUGGAGGAAGUGAGGGAGAGAAGAAGGAGGAUGUUGUUCUGAGGAAACAUGAUUGUGGACAUGCUUUUGAGUUUACUCAGCUCCUCACACAUGACACCUCAACAGCAGGUUUGCUCUAUCCUGGGAGAGGCCCUGGCCUGGACUGGGUCCUCCUGUUCCUCCACAGGACACACCACCACGACACGGUCACCCGGGCACUCCGACUACUCGUCCAGCUCUCUCCCUCGAGAGGACUCCAGCAGAGAUUCCACGACGGAGAAACUCUUUGGUCCCUGGAUAGCGAGGAUUCGAGGCCCUACCCCCCGAGAUGACUACGCUCAUUGAGAUGUCGUGAACACAGCUCAACAGCUCAAACUGCACUCCCAAUUACCCCUCCCGGGCGUGGCGGUUGCUAUCGUCUCUCUCCCUCACCAUCUCGGGUCUCCGCAGGUGUUUUGCUAAUGAUAGCUCUCCUACUGGGAAAGACGGGACUCAAUAUUCCGUCUCUGCCCGUUGACAUGGAGACGUUGUGGACAUUGUGUUUCAGGUGGGGGACUCGGCAGCCAUGAACAGUGUGAGACUGUGUCCGGAUGCUGCGUUUGUCCUGCUAUCUAUGGCGAGGGGUGUUGUACAUCAGUCCAGCAGAGGAGAGAGAGAGGAGAGAUGAGGGAAGCAGGGUCCAGUGGAUCUGUGGUAAGUUCCUUGAGAGACUCGUACCGGACGCUGCCCCACUUCUGCACCAUGCGGACCUCCACCGAGUUCAUCGAGGCCCCUGGCUGCCACUCUCUUCCCUCCUCAUGACAUGAUGACCCUCCUGCUGC